Messenger RNA from Nasonia vitripennis (jewel wasp), 1237 nucleotides. It is a transcript of the gene Prosalpha6, whose product is annotated as proteasome subunit alpha type-1. The transcript has 5 exons. Gene Ontology annotation, biological process: ubiquitin-dependent protein catabolic process. Gene Ontology annotation, cellular component: nucleus; proteasome core complex, alpha-subunit complex; proteasome core complex. The record is from RefSeq and is a predicted model, not a curated record. Lineage: Eukaryota; Metazoa; Arthropoda; Insecta; Hymenoptera; Pteromalidae. The coding region runs from base 273 to 1130 and encodes 285 amino acids.
ACGAAGAAGCGAAUUCAAAAAUCCGCUCGAUGGCAGCGCUCUCGUUACACUUCAACCAAUCGCGUUCGUCGAUAUGCAAGUGCCAAACAAAACUGGCAAAAAGAGAGCUAUUAAGAAUCUCCGUAAGGUUGUGAACCUUGCAAAGAUUCAUUUUUGAUAUAUCACGCCGAUCCGUGAGUUGACAGUUUAUAACCAAACGAACAACAAUUGAUGCUUCGAAGUUGAAGCGGUAUUACAAGUGGUACUGUUAAAAACAGGUUUACUUUACAAAAAUGUUCCGAAAUCAGUAUGACAGCGAUGUCACAGUUUGGAGUCCGCAGGGACGUCUGCACCAAGUGGAGUACGCGAUGGAGGCUGUCAAGUUGGGUUCAGCAACAGUAGGUCUUAAGAACAAAACACACGCUGUUAUUGUAGCUUUGAAAAGGGCAACAUCAGAGUUGUCGUCCCAUCAGAAAAAAAUAUUCCCUAUCGACAAACAUGUUGGAAUCGCCAUGUCUGGUCUCACGGCUGAUGCCAGGAUGCUAAGCCGGUACAUGAGAACGGAAUGCUUGAACUACAAGUACUCUCAUGACAACACUUUGCCAGUCAGUCGCCUUAUUACAACUUUGGGAAAUAAAAUGCAGACCUGUACUCAGCGUUAUGAUAGAAGGCCUUAUGGUGUUGGUCUUUUGGUUGCUGGCUAUGAUGACCAAGGACCACACAUUUAUCAGACUUGCCCAUCUGCCAAUUAUUUUGAUUGUAAGGCUAUGGCAAUUGGUGCCAGGUCGCAAAGUGCGCGGACGUACUUAGAAAAGCAUCUUAGUGAAUUUCUAGGCUCUGACCUGGAUGAACUCAUCAAGCAUGGUUUGAGAGCAUUACGUGAUACACUGCCAAAUGAAGCAGAUCUAUCUAUAAAGAACGUUUCAAUCGGCGUUGUGGGUAGAGGUACCGAGUUUUCAAUUUUGGAUGAGACGGCAACUCAGGGAUACCUGUCUCAAAUCGAAGGUGACGAUAAACGAGGCAGACCGACUGAGGGUGAAAUUGUAUCUGAUGACCAACCACCACAAGAUCCUCCAUCGGACCCUGGUCACAGAGAUCCUGUAGUUGCAGUUGGUAGAGAACAGAGAACGUCCGCCAUGGAUACAGAAUAAUUAAAGUAACUCUCCCGCUAUUUUGCAAUUUCGGUUUUUCAUUAUUAUUAUAAAAGAAUAAAGAUUAAUAUGCUGUCACUGUUUCUUAAUAUAACAAAAAAUAUUUA